Messenger RNA from Arvicanthis niloticus (Nile rat), 9533 nucleotides. RefSeq names its product ArfGAP with GTPase domain, ankyrin repeat and PH domain 1 (gene Agap1). Gene Ontology annotation, biological process: activation of GTPase activity. NCBI's taxonomy places the organism in Eukaryota, Metazoa, Chordata, Mammalia, Rodentia, Muridae. Gene Ontology annotation, molecular function: GTPase activity; protein binding; GTPase activator activity. The record is from RefSeq and is a predicted model, not a curated record.
CGAGGAGGCGUCGGCUGAGGAGCCUGAGAUCCGGCCGCGCGCCUGGGACUUCCGCGCCUUUCGCACACGCAGCACCGGGCAGCUGGAGCUCGGGCGGCUGCGGCCAUGCGCACGCGGCGCAGAGCCCGCGGACCUGAUGGGCAGCCCCUCGGCUGAGCCCAGCAGUCCUGAUGGGGAGGAGGCUCGGGCCGCGCCCCUGCGGCGGAGCCUCAGCUUUAGGCACUGGAGCGAGCCCGAGGCGCCGCGGAGCCCUGCGCUGAGCAGCGGGAGGCGCCACAGCAGCUCCGGAAGCCUGGCUUGGGCGCCUGACGACGAGGUCGAGGCGGACAUCGUCCCGGAGCCGGUGGCCGGAGCGCAGCCGGCGGCGGAGAAGCGCAACACCUUGGACGUGGGCGAGGUGCUCAGCAAGAACGAUGCACUCUCAGACCUGGAGCGCUGGGAGCGCAGCAAGAGCAAGAACCGCACGCUAGACAACAGCGACCUGCAGCGGCUGGAGCGCGCGCGGGCCGCGGCUGCCGGCCCUGGGGCCGCCACUGAGCACCGGCUGCUGCGUUUCUUCAGUGGCAUCUUCGCGCGCAGGGACGGCGGGCCCUCACCCCGCAGCGGCGCCUUGCGCUCGCGCGGAUACUUCAGCCUGCGGCGGGCCCCUGCCGACACGCACUCGUCCAGCGCAGAGAGCAUCGAGGGGUCCCCGCGCAGAGAUGCUUUUGUGAACAGCCAGGAAUGGACACUCAGCCGUUCGGUACCGGAGCUCAAAGUGGGAAUUGUGGGUAACCUGGCCAGUGGCAAGUCUGCGCUGGUGCACCGGUACCUGACAGGCACAUACGUGCAGGAGGAGUCCCCAGAAGAUAUGGACGCAGGUGGCAGGUUCAAGAAGGAGAUUGUUGUCGAUGGACAGAGUUAUCUGCUGCUGAUUAGGGAUGAAGGGGGCCCCCCGGAGGCACAGUUUGCCAUGUGGGUGGACGCGGUCAUCUUUGUCUUCAGCUUGGAGGAUGAGAUCAGUUUCCAGACUGUCUACCAUUACUACAGCCGAAUGGCCAACUACAGGAACACCAGUGAGAUCCCAUUAGUGCUGGUGGGGACCCAGGAUGCCAUAAGUUCCACCAACCCAAGGGUCAUCGAUGACAUCAGGGCGCGGAAGCUCUCCAACGACCUGAAGCGGUGCACAUACUAUGAGACGUGCGCCACCUAUGGGCUCAACGUGGAGCGGGUCUUCCAGGAUGUUGCCCAGAAGAUUGUUGCCACGAGGAAGAAGCAGCAGCUGUCCAUAGGCCCCUGCAAGUCCUUACCCAACUCUCCAAGCCACUCCUCUGUGUGUUCUGCCCAAGUGUCCGCAGUACACAUCAGCCAGACAAGUAACGGAGGUGGGAGCUUAAGUGACUACUCGUCCUCUGUCCCUUCAACCCCAAGCACCAGCCAGAAGGAGCUUCGGAUUGACGUCCCUCCGACUGCCAACACUCCAACGCCUGUCCGGAAGCAGUCCAAGCGCAGGUCCAACCUGUUUACAUCUAGGAAAGGGAGCGACCCAGACAAAGAGAAGAAAGGCCUGGAGAGCCGCGCGGACAGCAUCGGGAGCGGGCGAGCCAUCCCAAUUAAACAGGGCAUGCUGCUGAAGCGAAGUGGCAAGUCACUAAACAAAGAGUGGAAAAAGAAGUACGUCACCCUGUGCGACAACGGUGUGCUGACCUACCACCCCAGUUUACAUGAUUACAUGCAGAAUGUCCACGGCAAAGAGAUAGACCUCUUGAGAACCACUGUGAAGGUGCCGGGGAAGAGGCCACCCCGAGCCACGUCAGCCUGCGCACCGAUCUCCAGUCCCAAAACCAACGGCCUGGCCAAGGACAUGAGCAGUUUACACAUCUCACCAAACUCAGGGAAUGUCACUAGUGCGUCUGGGUCUCAGAUGGCAAGCGGCAUCAGCCUGGUCUCCUUCAACAGCCGACCCGAUGGCAUGCACCAGCGCUCCUACUCAGUCUCCAGUGCCGACCAGUGGAGUGACGCUACAGUCAUUGCAAACUCAGCCAUCAGCAGUGACACGGGGCUGGGUGACUCGGUGUGUUCCAGCCCAAGUAUCUCCAGCAGCACCAGCCCCAAGCUCGACCCACCCCCCUCCCCCCACGCCAACAGAAAGAAGCACCGGAGGAAGAAAAGUACCAGCAACUUCAAGGCUGACGGGAUCUCGGGCACUGCUGAAGCCAAACGCAAAGCAUGGAAACUAAACCGUGUUGGUAGCCUGCGAAACAUAUACAGCAGCAGCAGCACCAACACCGAAGAGCAAGAAGAAAACUUGGAGUUUAUCAUUGUGUCCCUCACUGGCCAGACGUGGCACUUUGAAGCCACCACAUACGAGGAGCGAGACGCAUGGGUCCAAGCCAUCGAGAGCCAGAUCCUAGCCAGCCUACAGUCCUGUGAGAGCAGCAAGAAUAAGUCCCGACUAACCAGUCAGAGUGAAGCCAUGGCCCUGCAGUCCAUUCGUAACAUGAGAGGGAACUCGCACUGUGUGGACUGUGACACCCAAAACCCUAACUGGGCCAGUUUGAACUUGGGAGCCCUCAUGUGUAUCGAGUGCUCGGGGAUCCACCGGAAUCUCGGCACCCACCUCUCUCGGGUCAGAUCACUAGAUCUCGAUGACUGGCCCAUGGAGCUGAUCAAGGUGAUGUCCUCCAUCGGGAAUGAGCUGGCCAACAGCGUGUGGGAAGAGGGCAGCCAGGGACGGACAAAGCCCUCAUUGGACUCCACCAGGGAAGAAAAGGAACGGUGGAUCCGGGCCAAGUAUGAGCAGAAACUCUUCCUGGCCCCACUGCCAUGCACAGAGUUCUCCCUGGGCCAGCAACUGCUACGUGCCACUGCCGAGGAAGACCUGCGGACUGUCAUCCUACUUCUGGCACAUGGGUCCCGGGAUGAGGUGAACGAGACCUGUGGGGAAGGAGAUGGUCGCACGGCACUGCACCUGGCCUGCCGCAAGGGCAACGUGGUCCUGGCUCAGCUGCUGAUCUGGUACGGUGUGGACGUCAUGGCCCGAGACGCCCACGGGAACACAGCACUGGCCUAUGCCCGGCAGGCCUCCAGCCAGGAGUGUAUUGACGUGCUUCUCCAGUACGGCUGUCCCGAUGAGCGCUUUGUGCUCAUGGCUACCCCCAACCUGUCCAGGAAGAAUAACAGCAGGAAUAACAGUAGCGGGAGGGCGCCCAGUGUCAUCUGAGCUCAGCCAGCACUGCACCCGGGACCCCACUCCCGCCUGCUCCGGAAGUUGCAACACCACGUGAGUCCCUCAGUUCCCUCCCUCUUCCUGGUGGACGCCUUCCACCCACCUGCCACUCACUCACCCCACACGAAAUCUCCAAACCUGGACAUCCUCAAGGGGAGAAGAGGAGGCUGCAGGCUACAGAACAGAACUCUUUUCCAUCCUCCGGAAGCAACAUAGGAGGGACCGACCUCCUCCCAGCUUUGAGGAUAGCACACGACAACGGGGACCUCUGUUCCGGUGGCUCAGAGAUGGAGCAGGGGGAGGGGUAGCAAGGAGAAGGGCCAGCGUCCCCUAACUGGCAGUUAAGCACAUCAGUACAUUUCACCUCCACCAAAAGGAGGCUUGGCUUUCACGUCUUCUCUGCGGAGCUUGGUGGUAUAAAUCAGAAGCAAGCACAGUUUGUCAGGUCUGAAGCCCCUAUGAUGGUAGGUGUCAAAUCAGUUGGAGCUAAUCUGUCCAGGGAGAAUACUGGCUUCAUUACACUUGUAUAGUCGAGUUCCUCCGGCAUUACCGCUGUUUAAUAGAACGUGAUUAGUCAUCACCAGGAAGAAGGCAUAUUAGCCGAGGAGGUAGUUACACGGCACGCUCCGGUGAUUGCCACGAUAUGAUUGCGGUGCGUCUAGCGGCAUCAUAUUAUCCUAGACAUGUCUCUCCAGCCCUGGGAGCCCUCCUUUCUAAAUUCACUGUCAUAAUUUAGUAUCUGUUUAAUUUUUCAGUCCAAAGAGAGGAAAUCAGUUGCCGGGUAUUAUUUGACUUCAGUCCCCUAUCUUGGUGCAAAAACAAAAUGGAAUAAAUAAAUAAAUAAAUAAAUAAAUAAAUAAAUAAAUAGUAACUUGGAAAUCCUAAAAGAAAUCAUGAAUUCAGCUGAAAACAGCUUUCAAGUAUGUUCCAAAACUAAGUAAAUGCGUAAGAGGCUAUUUUUUUUUUUCUAUUUUUCUGUACUUUGGCCACAAUGGAUGUGUCAGGCCUCAGUCACUCCCGGUCCACAGAGUCUGAAUCACCCAGGUUUCUGUCGUACAUAAGAUGUGUGAAAAUCUAUUUGAAUAAAAGAAGUUCAUAAAUAUGCAUUGAUUUUUGCACAGACAAAUGGUACCCACGUUAAUUUAUAAAUUGAGCUGGAUGGGGACUAAUAACGUGCAACUGGUUGAGAUCAGAGGGUUACAGAUCAUUGUCCAUGGGACGCUCUCCCAGCAGCGAGCACUUCCAUUAAUGUGAUAAACAGCUUUUUAAAAGGUGCGUAUCAGAAUAAGACGGUGGCACGAUUUGCUUAUUAAAGUCAGGGAGGAAAAGGGAGGGAAGGAGGGUAGGAGCCCUCGUCCCAGAGGCAGGUUUUAGAGACCAACCUUCCCAACCAAACCGAGGGACUGUGGCAAACAGGGGUGAUUUCUGGAAACACCAGACCCACAAAGGCACCCUGUGAGCAGCUGCCAGCCACUCCAGCACAGCCGGCUCCUGAGAGUCUGUAGACUCCGGACGGCCCAGCUCGGCUGGCUCUGACAUCUGAUUUGCCAUCGUGGGGCACAGGGCGCAGCAGAUACCGGACACCUUCAGCACGGUGGUCUGACAGGAACACCAAACUGUGACACUAUUUAGUUUCUAAAAAUUGGGGCAUCCUUGCCAGAGAGCCCCUCGCCCUGCCCCCGUGACAGUGUGCCGGGAAGAAGGCCAUCACACUGGAAGACAGGACGCUGGGCACAGCCACCACUGCUGGCAUCCUGUGGAGAAGCUCCUUACGCUUAUAUAUUUCAACUUUAUAUUUUGUAAGAGUUUUUCCUCCUCUUUAACUUUUUAAAAAAAAAAUUUAAGCAGAUGGGAACAAAAGUGAAGCUUUACACGGCGUUUAUAUGUGGGUGAGGGUCUCGUGGAGAUCUCCAGUCAACACAGCCGGAAGUGACCAGUAUCCAGAAACGUCACAGCUGCGCCAGCCACAGGCCUGAGACGCCUGAGCUCAGUUCCAUAAGCCCCGCGUUUGGUUUUCCUUCCUGCUUUCCAUCACUGUGUCGUUACUUUAAAUGUGAAUAGAGAAAACGAGCUGUCAUUGCCUAUUUUUGAAGAAUGCAUUAGCAUCGACCCUGCGAUCCGCCUACACCUCCACGUAGCCUUUACCAUAGACUUCUAUAGAGAACACAGAUACACAGAUAGAGUAUAAAUGAGACUCUUAAAUUAUUUCAGUGUAGUUAAUUCCCACUAGGAGUGCUUCUGUCAUAGGGGAGUCUACUUCAGAAAGGAAAUGGAAUCCUUUGUGAGGCCUCUCUUCGGGGUGUAUAUGAGUGUGUACAUAUUAUUGUGUGUUUAUAAUAUGAUAUUUUCCCGAAUGACUCCUUCUUUCAUAUCAUCCUCCACUGCCUGAAUGCGCAGUUGCUCGCUCUGGUUCCCAUCCUUCUUUCCUCCCUCCCUAGGUCACUCUGACACCAUCAGUUCUUCCUCAGAACACAUGGCCCCUCCCCUGCCAAUUUUUGCCGUGCUGAACUGUCCAAGGAUAGCCCACUUUUCAUAAGCCUGGGUUUUGGCAAUAGAUGCAAAGGUGGUAGCGGACCCUCCAGGGUUUCUGUGCAGAUAAAGGAGAGAUUUGACUUAACUCGUAUUUCACACCAGGUCCUUCCCUCAACAGCAGCCUUCCUGCUCCCAUUGUCCUGCUGACACCAAGGCUGGGGGAAGCAGGGACAGGGUUAUGGAUGGCAGUCCCAGUACCAAACACUUCCCCUAAUCCAGUGAGCUUUCUAAAGAGCACAUCAGAAUAAGAUAGUUGCACGGUGGACUUACUAAAAUCAAGAAAGGAAGUGGGAAAAGUCAGAGAAGUAGGUUAAGAGGGGGAAAUGGGUGAGUUCUCAUUCCAGACACACUGUUAGAACUGAGACCAGUCUCCUGCCAGCAAACCUCCCUGUUCAGGGUGAAUUUCCUCUCUUGAAGACGUUCCCAGCUCAGGCCAGAGGCAAACGGGCCUGUGGCUUGUCUGUCACUUGUCCUGGGGAGGCAGUGAUAGAACCAGGCACAUGCCAGGCUCACCUGGGGCUACCUUGGCUGAGUUCCUCCUGCAGGCCAUGAGCAGUGUCAGGGGAGAGAGGGAAGCCUCUUUACUCUGAGGAAGCCCCUCUAAUGUUUUGUCUGGCUUUACAAAGAACUAAGCACUGUUCUCUUACCACCCCCAAGUGUCACUCAAGCCUAAGACGAACCUCCUCUUCUGCAACCUCGUCCCUCUGCUACUGACUCAUCCAGCCUCCUCCCUGCGGUUCCUACCAUGAGGCCACGGGGGUGCACGUGCGCACGCAUGCACACACACACACGCACGCACACACGCACGCAUGCACGCACGCCUUCUAGAAGCAUACAUACACUGUCAGUGCCCUGUUCCCAUUAACUUUGAGCAUCAUAGCACCUCAGGCCUUGGGUGUCACUGCCUCUGUCCUCUGAGAAGCUUAGCCAGAGGUUGAACCCCAGGCCAUUCUGUAACACCCUCCUUCUCUGUCAAGACCCACAGUGAAUUUGUGUCUAAACUUGGUGAGCCAGAGACCUGCUGGCCCUCAGCCUGAUUGGUGCUCUUGAUUGCCAAGGCUUCUGCCCUUCCUUCCUGCAUUUGAGCUCCUUCAUGCCUGAGAUGGUCAAUCUCUACCCCUCCUAGAGAUGCCCCACAACAGCACAGCUGGGAGGUGUGUCAUCAGGGCCUCCAAACUCCCGAGAGGCUGACCUCUCUGAGAAGCAAGCCCUUGCUUUUUGGUGGGCUCUCUUCAGCUCAUCUGUCUCCAUUCUUCACACCCUACAAAGUCCCCGAGGCUUUGCUGGAAAUCCCCCCCCCGCCCCCCCAGGAUCAUAUUUAUGACUUUGAAGCAAACAAAUUAAAAAGCAGGAAGGGAUUUGAAGAAAUGUGACAUAGAUGAACAUCUCUCCUUAAAAAAAUAAAUAAUUUAUCCCCUACUGCUUCUGUUGUGAAGGGCACAGCUGGAGGCGAUUCCUCCCUUGUCACUCACCAGAAAGCUGCCAGGGCCAUUGGUGCCCAGUGUGCCACCUUCUCUUCCACUGUCUCUUGGAUUCUAAAUGGCCCUACUCCUGCCAGGCCCUGGCUAGCAGCACACCAAGAUGAGUGCCUGGUACAUAACAGGAGCAAAGCAUACUGGAUCUAAGAGAACCACAUGACCCUGCUAUUUGUGUCUGGCCUGUUUUGGGGUCCUUCUCUUUAAAGCAGCUGAGGCAGGUGGGUUUUUAGCCAAAAUGUCACAUUCCUUCUUGAGAGGUGAGGAAGGGAAGUGGGGGGAGGGGGACCUAGUUACUCUGCUGGUGCCACUCAGCAAUAGACCUUAGGCCUCCAGCUUUCAGUCCCACCCCGGAAGCAAGAAGAAGGGACAGCUGAUGAGAGAUUCCAGCGCCUGGAGUUGGGGAUCAUCUCUUACUUCAUGGGGAAAGACACUAACUGGGACCUCAGUUUCAAGACACACAGUCUCCUCCCACUCAGAAGUCUUGGCCUGACAGUGCUCUUUCAGAUGCUGAGGCCCCAUUUAGUGUCUGUGCCUGCUGCUCUUUAGACCCUGGGUCAGAGUUGAAGAGAGAGAACGUUUCAUCAUAGAUAAUUCUAGACAACCAACAAGGCUUUGUGCCCUUAAGUUUUAGCACAUCCAGGUGAGGCGUGCUUAAGUGUGAUAAGCCUAGUGGCUACCUGCCUCACUAGUGCAUAGUGAGGGUCCAAGGAGAAGCUGGCCUCCUGUCCCUCAUCCCAAGAGGCCAAGUUUCCUAUACAAGAACAGUAUUUAGUUUGGGUUUGCUCCUGUCUGGUCAGAGUAUUCUUAACUGAGGCCUUCCUCUUCCAUAGUGAGCCACAGGUGGGUGUGGACACCCAGCACGGGCAGCCACUCUAGGGUCCAAGCAGAUGGCUUCAGGGAGUGAGAAAGAGGUCAGCUCAGGGCUUGUCUUUAUUUUGCUGGACAUGUGGCAUCUGCUGGGAACCCCAGGGGUCAUGAACCAAGCCAUAAGAUGGACUCUCCUGCCAAAGGCAGGACUGACCUGGAAUUCUGUGUGCAGGGAAUGACAUGGCUUUUGUCUUCUUGUGGGUGAAAUGAAGGAACCAAGAAGUGUGAGUGGGUGGGGGGAUGGGAUUAGGCCCUGAGGAGAGCCCACUUAACACACUGCUGGUGUGUGUACCCCAAUGUCUGGGUUCAGGACUGCAUCCACACUAGCUCACACAUUAAUAUUAGAGAUGGCCCUCAAGACGCUUGCAGAAAGAAAAGCUUCCUGGGUGGCUCAUGUGGACUCACCGAGGGCAUGCACCAAAACAGAAUUUUUAAACAGCCCUCUGUCCACAGCUGAUAGGCUCAGAAGAUACCCAACCCACCAGGCUUAUCGGGAUGGGCAGAGAAGGGACCAAGGAUGCUGUGUGUUGGGGCCAGCCCAAAUGUGGCUUCUAGUUUCUGCUCUUGCACGUGCAUUGCUCACCUACCAACCAAGUCCUGCAGUUUCCUUACCAGGGUUGCACUGAGGGGACCCAGAGCAGUAGAGUGGAGACCUGGCUACUGUGUGGCAGACAGGCAAAAGAUACCUUCGAAACAUCCUUGUGAUCAGAGGGGAAAGAGGCCUGCACCUUCCUGUUGAGAAUAACCCUUUCCUUGUAUGUAAAACCAUCCCUUUCUUUCUCCACAUUGUGGGGUUUGGGGAUAGGGCUAGUUUUCUUCUAAAAUGUAUCAGCUUCUAAAACGAGCCCUGAGUACUGAAAGGGUGUUGAGCCCCAGGAAGGCACAGAAGGUGUCUGGCCCUUCACAACAGCCCGAGGCUGGACCUGCAGAAGACAGGACCCAGGCAUCUUCUUUCUCCUCUUCCUUUUCUUCCCCAACUUCCACCUUGAGUCUUCUUCUUGCCACAGGAGCUUCUUUGCAAAGAGAAACCCCAGACAAGGCAGGGCACCAGUGACACAUUUCUGGGUAGUGACAAGGAAGGCCACCUCACCUGCCUGGCCACACAUAGAAGGCAGAAGCACAGUGAGGGCUUCUCCAGAGGUGGGUAGCCGGCCAAUCAGGGGCAUUUUGAUAUUACCUCAUUCCAUAACUUUACGUUUCCCAAUGACUGAUGCUUUAUUUAUGCUGUUUGUCCUGUAAUUAAACCAUUCACAGUCAUUUCGCUUUGCUUGUUCGUUCAUGCGACCUUGUUCGGGUUUAAAUAUGCUGGUUUGUAUUUUCCUGCCUUGGGAUUUUGUGUCAGCUGUACAGUAUUCUAAGGGGAAAAGAAAAGGAAAAGCGUGUAAAGUAAUGGAGAGAGGCGGCUAUAAUGUAGAGGCCUCUUUCUAAUAAAGAAAAGAAAAUAUGUA